GGCGCUGUGCCGGUGCAGGACAGCACAUGCUCCACGGCCUGCGCGCCUCCAGCACACAAGCCUCCUCGCCCGACCUACUAUUACCCAGCAGCCACCGCAGCCAGUUCACGCGAACUCCCCGUUAAGCAGCCCCGGCGCUGCUCGCAGGCGCGUUUUCUGCCAACCCUGCCGAGCCAUUCCGCCCUCGUAACUGCUAUACCUCACACGUGUGAAAUGGCUGAACUAUUAAUGGAGUGUGAGGAGGAAGAACUGGAACCGUGGCAGCAAAGAAUAAAAGAAGUUGAGGAUGAUGAUGAUGAUGAUGACGACGAUGAGCCAAUUUUUGUUCGCGAGAUUAGCGGCUCUAAGCAGAUCAACACAAAUAAUAAAACUGGACCACCACAAGGUUCGUUUCCACGUAUUGAGAAUGGAACGCCUAUAAGAGGUACUGCAGCUUCAUUUCCAUCGCCUGGUAACCACUUCAGGACCCCUGUGGCAAAUACUGGUACUCAGCCAGUUACAUCAAUCUACCAGCCAGUAACCAGACCGCCAACCAUAUCUCCCGUAGUCCAGCCACUGCUUAGGCCUGUUUGCUCACCUGAGCCCAUAAGGAGACCUCUUACUGGAUGUCUACCAGCUCAUCAACCACCAAGGGCAAAUCCAGCAAUACUGCAGCCUGCUUGCCGACCUAUUACCGUUGCUUCCAACUCUCAGCCAGCAUCUAGAACUGUUACCUUUCCUGCGGUGGCACAGCCCGCCUUGCGACCAGUUGCCACGAUAACAGCACAGCCGGUGUUAUUAAAUCAGGGUUAUAUUGUGAACUCCCCCCAAGUUUCUUCAAAUAAUUCCCCAAAUGUAAUGUAUGGUUUGCGGCCAAACAGCACUGUAGCUCAAUACCAGGGUGUGCAAACUCUCACAACAACAGGCAGUAAUGCCCCACAGGCUCGACCACUUCAACCUCUUGCCCAAAUCCGUCCGCUUUUGGCACCAGCAAGGACAGCUCUAGCAGCCAUAUAUAGGCCUACUGCUCCAGCCCAGAACAGUCUCAGCUUAGGGCAAGUACAUCAGCCUUUACUCAAUUCACAGAAAACCCAGCAAGCAACCCACGGGCAAAGCCCUUCAGCAAGUUCAAUAUGGAACGAUGGGGCACUAAUUGAGAAACGUCCAUCCCCUGUUGAGGUUACCAGCAUUUCACCGAAAAAGCCAAAAACUAGUGAAAAUGGUCCUGAAAAUCGUACUACUGCUGCUGCAACAUCAUCUCUUAAAACAACCCCACCACAAGUUUCACCCGUAAAAGGAACGACUCCAACGAAAAAUGGUGCGCCGUUCCCAAGAGCAUGUCCAAAGUGCAAUAUACAUUUCAACCUUUUGGAACCUAUGAAGAGGCAUAUGAAGUACUGUUGUCCAGACAAGAUGCAUCAUUUUUUCCUUGGUGUAACAAGCACAGAAAUCACAAGCUCUCAAGGUCAAACAGAAGAAGCAGAUAAAGGGAAGCUCAUAAUGUUUGUGAGUGACUUCUAUUAUGGAAGGCAUACUGGAGACAUACAACUGGCACAGCAAGAGCAGAAGACUCACACAACAUUCAAAUGCUUCAGCUGCCAUAAAAUUCUUAAGAACAAUAUAAGGUUCAUGAACCACAUGAAGCAUCAUUUAGAGCUUGAGAAGCAGAGCAGUGAAAGUUGGGAAAACCACACCACCUGCCACCACUGUUAUCGACAGUUUCCCACACCGUUCCAGCUGCAGUGCCAUAUCGAGACCUCGCAUACACUUUAUGAAUCCACAACCAUUUGCAAGAUAUGUGAAUUAUCUUUUGAGUCUGAGCAGGUCCUUUUGCAGCAUAUGAAAGACAAUCACAAGCCUGGAGAAAUGCCCUAUGUGUGCCAGGUAUGCAAUUACAGGUCUUCCACCUUCAUAGACGUGGACAGGCAUUUCAGAAGUGCCCAUGAAAAUACGAAAAAUAUGCUCUGCCCGUUCUGUCUCAAGGUUAUCAAAUCAGCAACGCCAUAUAUGCAACAUUAUAUGAAGCAUCAGAAUAAAGGUGUAUAUAGAUGUGCUAAGUGCAGACUCCAGUUUCUGAGUUGCAAAGAAAAAAUGGAUCAUAAAACACAGCAUCACAGGACAUUCAAGAAGCCAAAACAGUUACUGGGUCUACCUCCUGGGACAAAGGUUACAAUUCGUGCAUCUGUUGGAUCCCUAAACUCCACAUCCUGUCCUACAGCUGCAGUUUGCACAAGUCCAAACACCUCUCCGAUCCAGAUACCUUCUAAAGGCAAGACUACCAACACUAAAACCUUUCUGAGUUCUGCAUCAAAGUCAGCUGUGCAUCACCCAAAACCCAAACCACCGCCACAACCACAGCCACCACCGCCUGCUCCAAAGAAAUCAGUGACCCAAACCACCACAAAAAGAGUCAAAACAACCAAUAAUGGAUUGCGAAAACUAAGUUCAGUCUCUGGACUCCAUAAGUGCGUUGAAUGCCAGCAGGCGGUGAGAGACUUUGAAAGUCAUUUCCAUGCAUAUGUACACUGCAGUAAAUGCAAGUUCAGCACAAGCUGUACUAAAGCCUACGCAAAUCACGUGGUAAGCUUUCAUGGUAGAAAUGGUCAUAAACGGUAUAAGACUUCUAAAAAGGCGCAGAAGGACAGAAGGCGUACUACCCUGGUGUGCCGCAACUGUGAUUUCCUGACUGAUGUUUCUGGUUUAGAUGACAUGGCCAAACAUUUGGGUGAUAGUCCCACUCAUUCAUGUCAAGUUAUUACGGAGUCUGUUUCCAUAUUUUCCUCAACUCUUGAAGGAGACAUAUCUAAGUCAAGAUAUGAAUCGCCAAUAGGCCAAAUGCAAAAAUGUCAGAACAAAUCUGGAACAUGCGAGUCAAAAAUAACAAGUAAAAGUAUAGAGGAAAAUAGAUCAACUGAGAAAAUAAAAACACCAAGCAAUACUAGUGGGAAUAAUGAGGCCAAGAAAAAUAAAAACAGCGGAUACUUACAAAACAGACUGAUUACGUCUGUGGAGCAAGCAAGUGACUCUGAUAAAAUAAGUCCUGACAACUGCUUUACAGAUGUUGGAAAAGAAGAAUUGAUAGAUGUGGAUGAAGAGGAUGAGUGCAGUACUGGACAGGAUGAAGUAGCUUGCAAAGAGGACAAGUUGGGUCAAACCCCAGGAAAUGCACCUGUCACUGACAACUCCGGGCACAGUACACCAUGCCUUGAACAAAUGGAGGAUUAUAAGGAUUUAAGCCUUGUUAGUGAUGACAGCGUGAGCUUUGAACAGUUUUUAAGGAGAAGAAAUGAGCCGGAGUCUGUUAACUCUGAUAUCAGCGAACAAAGCAGUGUUCAUCUGGAGCCUUUAACGCCUUCAGAAGUUCUAGAGCAUGAGGCUACAGAAAUACUGCAGAAGGGAACACAGGCAUGUUCAAAUAGUGAAGUUGCUGAAGACACUAAAGAAAGUAGCACAGAUAAAAUGGUGGAAGACCGUGGACAAACGUGAUCUGCAAAUGAUACCCAAGAACAAUUUGGGCAUUCCCUUUUAAUGCACUGAAUAAUGGAAUCGUGUGCUAACAUGACUUUAAAAAAAAA
Messenger RNA from Spea bombifrons (plains spadefoot toad), 3554 nucleotides. RefSeq names its product zinc finger protein 280D (gene ZNF280D). The transcript has 21 exons. The record is from RefSeq and is a predicted model, not a curated record. Gene Ontology annotation, biological process: regulation of DNA-templated transcription. Lineage: Eukaryota; Metazoa; Chordata; Amphibia; Anura; Pelobatidae. The coding region runs from base 214 to 3465 and encodes 1083 amino acids. Gene Ontology annotation, molecular function: DNA-binding transcription factor activity, RNA polymerase II-specific; RNA polymerase II cis-regulatory region sequence-specific DNA binding.